Molecule: messenger RNA, 2640 nt
Organism: Candoia aspera
Lineage: Eukaryota; Metazoa; Chordata; Lepidosauria; Squamata; Candoiidae
Gene: PIP4P1
Product: phosphatidylinositol-4,5-bisphosphate 4-phosphatase 1
Exons: 7
Coding region: 39-887 (282 amino acids)
Biological process (GO): phosphatidylinositol dephosphorylation
Cellular component (GO): phagocytic vesicle membrane; plasma membrane; late endosome membrane
Molecular function (GO): phosphatidylinositol-4,5-bisphosphate 4-phosphatase activity
Source: RefSeq, a predicted model, not a curated record
GACGCGGGGAGGUUACGGGUGUAGCAGCCGCAGCAGCGAUGGCUGCGGAUGGUGAACGCUCUCCGCUGCUCCCCGCCGAGCCUGGGGAUGGGGGCGGCCUCGGCUCUGGAGGCUUGGUGGGGCCGGCGGGUCUGGGGUCAGGGCCCGCCUCGAUUCCGUCGGGAAAACCGAACCCGCCACAGGGAUUUUCUUCUUUCAGCAGUCUCAAUGAUGGGGGCCAAGCAGCCAUCCUGCCUACAGAAGAUCCCCCACCGUAUUCCCCGAUGGCAUCUCCGGAGAGCGGGAGUGCCCCCAUGAUCACUUGCCGAGUCUGCCAGAGCCCCAUCAAUGUGGAGGGAAAGAUGCACCAGCAUGUGGUGAAAUGUAGUGUUUGCAAUGAGGCCACGCCAAUCAAAAAUGCCCCGCCUGGUAAGAAGUACGUGAGAUGCCCUUGCAACUGUCUUUUGAUCUGCAAAGUGACAUCACAGCGCAUUGCCUGUCCACGGAUAUAUUGUAAAAGGGUCAUUAACUUAGGCCCUGUUCACCCUGGCCCUCCGAGUCCUGAGCCUCAGCCUGUGGGUGUGCGUGUCAAUUGCGGCCACUGCGAAAAUAAUUUCCUGUGGACGGAAUUCACAGACCGCACUUUAGCCCGAUGCCCCCACUGCCGCAAAGUCUCCUCCAUUGGGCGCCGCUAUCCGCGAAAGAGGUGCUUCUGCUGUUUUCUGCUGGGAAUGCUUAUGGCCGUAACAGCAACGGGUUUGGCGUUUGGUACCUGGACACAAGCCCAGCAGUACAAGGGGGUCUAUGCCGCCUGGGCUGUGGUUAUAUUCCUGGCUUUGGUUUUCCUUGGCCGAGCCAUGUACUGGGCUUGCAUGAGGGUCAGCCAUCCCAUCCAGCACUUCUCCUGAGCAUCUCCAAGCUCCUCUUGGCUUCCCACUGCUGCUCCACCACGCCAUCUCCAGAGACCCAGCCUCGUCUUCUCCCCUCCACUUCCAUUUGGAGUUGGGACUGCCGUGCCACCUUCUUGCUGUGCCGGCUCCCAAUGUCGUCAUCUGAGUAACUGUGGGACAACCCUGAUAUCUCUGAGUCUUCUUCCAUCUCUGUUGCUCUGAGCCAGGAUUGGUGGCAAAAGGAAGUACAGUUGACUCCAAAGGAGCCGAAGCCCAGCUCUCUAGGGUUCCACCAACGGUGACCAAGUUCCUGUUGAUCCUGCAAGAAACAAAACACUAGUUGUUCCAAAGAGAAACUUGAGUGCAGCUGGAUGGUUUGGGAUCCGAGCAGCGGUGGCUCUUUUGGUGACUAACACACGGCUGGGCUGAUGAGAUGCUUGGUUGGAAGUGGCCCCGUCCAAAUAGCGAAACCUCUUGCGAUACACUACAGGCCUUCAACGGGGGCACUCCAGAAGAUGCUGUUCUAGAGUCUGUUGUUGGCUCCCCAUUGGGGGCUGCUUAAAUGUUGAGGGGAAGGCAAAGGAGCUUUGAGGCAUCGCUGCUGUUGAUUUGUCCUAUUUUGUCAUCCUGUGUUCUGUGAUGUGGGGUAGCUACAGCUGCAAGCGUUGAGGCCGUUUCCACAAUCCUUAAAUGUGAACGGGGCCCUGGAGAUUGGAGAGAAUGCCAUUCCAUAAAGGUUAGUACCAUGCACUGGGACUGGAGGCUCUGGAUUCUGUCUUAGGUGUUCAUUUAAUGAAUUUCAGCCCCUGCCUCCCCCUUCCUGUGAUCUCCCACAGUGCUGAGAUCCAGAGGUCUUGCAUUGAGGCAGUUCAGGUUCACUGAGAACUUGACUGUGGGACUCAUUUCUGCUUUUAUUUUCCUUUUUUUUCCCCUUCGCACAUUCCUUGACAGAGCCAUUUCCCUGUUUGUUCUCCCAAGAAUCCAAACUCCCAUUUUCAGGGGGUGGACUGAGAGCAGCCUUAGGGACCACCGGUUUUAUCCACCACGCCAUUCUGUAUGCCUCUCUUAAAGAGCCCUUUCAGCCAUGACUGUGAUGUUGAGGGUUUUUCUUUUUUGCUUUUCCUUGAAAAGUUGAAGGGAAGGGAACUGCUGGCCAGCAGCACCUGCAGUAGAUCGAUACGGCUGGGGGCUUUAUUGCAACCUUGAAUUCUCUCUCAGGUGCAAGUUCUCCCUCGCAAGAAUGAUCUCCGUCCAGAACCCAGGAAGUUCGGGUUUCAUCCCCUCUUUUGCCUUACUGUUUGAUGGCAGAGGUGGAAGGGCUCUUGGGGGAGGGAAUAGUGUGUGCACUCUGCUGCCCAGAGGAAGGGGCGCCCUCAAUCACGCAGCAAGUGGGUAUUCCACCUAGGGAAAUGUUUCAGUCCUGGUGCAAGCCUGACUUUUCUGAGUGGGAGUCCUCUACCCUGUCCUCUCUCUCUGCCGCAGAUUCUAAUCCUUCCAUCUCCAUGGCACUGAGCUUAUAGCCCCGAGCCUGUUGCAGUUUGUAUAUAAGGAGUAAAAUGUACAUAGAACUAUUUAAGAUACUUUCCUCCAUGUCGGCUGCCUGCCUGCCCGCCUGCCUGCCUGCCCACGCGCUUGCACCUUGUGUCUUUCCUCCUCUUCAGCCAUGGUUGAACAUGUCUGUUGUCCUCUUCCUUCUCUUCCACAGCCGCAGGAGGAAUGAACAAGUAAUUGGAUGGUUGUAAAUAAAUAAAAGUAGCUAUUCCAUACCUGA